This is a messenger RNA of Diaporthe batatas, 1729 nucleotides long. RefSeq lists its product as uncharacterized. Lineage: Eukaryota; Fungi; Ascomycota; Sordariomycetes; Diaporthales; Diaporthaceae. The transcript has 2 exons. Gene Ontology annotation, molecular function: iron ion binding; heme binding; oxidoreductase activity, acting on paired donors, with incorporation or reduction of molecular oxygen. The coding region runs from base 14 to 1729 and encodes 571 amino acids. The record is from RefSeq and is a predicted model, not a curated record.
CCGUCACGCCACCAUGAUUCUAUACUUCGUCUUGGGCUCAGCCCUAGGCUACUUCAUCUGGAGUCUAGCGUGUCUAGAGAUCAAUAUGCACAGAGCUCGUUCCAUCGGUAUCCCGCUCGUACGAGUUCCAAUCGACCCUGUGAGAAACGUGCUUUGGAUGAUCAUUCAACCUCAUGUCUGGGGUGUUCUUGACCGGCUACCAAUCAAAUGGUCUUCUUACCCAAACUUUGUCCGUCUUCUGCACCGCGGAUGGCACUUCAGGGAAAAGGCAGAUACGGCACUGCAAUUCGGCCCGGUCUGGGCCAUUGUCACGCCUAUGUCCAUCUACUUGCAUAUUACAGACCCCCAGGCAAUUAAUGAUGUUUUCUCGAGGCGUUGGGACUUUCAGCGCCCAGUUCAUGAGUACAAUACAUUGAAUGUCUACGGCCUUUCGAUUUCCACAGCCGGAACCGAGGAUUGGGCUCGUCAUCGAAAAGCAAUGGCAGCUCCGUUUAACGAGAGCAUCAUGAAAUUUGUCUGGGACGAGAGCAUCCGGCAAUCGGAAGCAAUGGGACUUUCGUGGAGGACAGCGAGCAUGACUGUGUCCGAAAUUCCGAGCGUCCGCAAAGACAUACGGACCAUCUCGUUAAACGUGCUUUCAGCAACCGGCUUUCGCAAGUCAUACCCAUUUAAGGCUUCUCAUGAGACGACGGUCCACGCAGAUGACGAGACCGGCUAUCGCAAAACUCUAUCUACGGUUCUCGACAACGCCAUCCUGAUCAUGCUAAUACCUUAUCGGUAUCUCAAGGGACCUCUUGUUCCGAAGAAACUUGUCGAAGUGGGUGAUGCCGCAAGGGCCUUCAAAACUCACUUGACAGCCAUGCUGGAGAAGGAAGUCACAGCUUCGAAGGAGGGUAAACCAGUGUCUGGCGGCAUUAUGAGCGGCUUUGUCCACUCUCUGGAAUUGCACCGGAAGGAACUUAUUACCUCACCUGAGCUCAAGACAAGCAAAGACGGAAAGAAGGGCCUCACUGUUGACGAGAUCCUGAGCAACCUGUUUGUCAUCAACUUUGCCGGUCACGAUACGACAGCCAAUACCCUCACUUACAGCUUGUACCUGCUCUCUGUGUACCCUGAAGUGCAAGAUUGGCUGGCAGAGGAGAUUUCUGCUGUCACCAAAGGUAUCCCUAUAGAGGAGUGGGAAUAUCAAGAACUGUUCCCUCGCCUGAUUCGCUGCCGCGCCAUACUCCUUGAGACACUUCGGGUCUAUGCUCCAGUCAUGGUCAUGACAAAGUGGACUGCCAACAACGCUCAGACGCUCAGAGUUGGCGACAGAGUCCUCCAAAUCCCCGCAAGGACGCGUACCAUGAUGCAUCUCCUCGCUAUUCAGUUGCAUCCACAGUAUUGGAGUGACUCCUACACAUGGAAGCCAUCACGUUGGAUCACGCCUGAAGCUGAUAGCUCCGGUGGCCCGGGGCAAGAGGUAUUAAGCGACCCCACGCCAAAUACUUACUUUCCUUGGUCAGACGGCCCGCAGAACUGCCCAGGCAAGAAAUUUUCCGAGGUCGAAUCAGUCGCAAUUUUAGCCUGCCUUUUCCGCAAAAGUCGGCUGCUAGUCAGGAAAACGCCUGGAGAGACAGAAGAAUCCGCAAAGAAGAGGACGCUCGCAUGUAUCAACCAUGCAAACCAUGAUUUACUGCUUAGGAUGGAGGAUCCAGAUCAGGUGAAGCUGAUGCUUGUGGAACAAUAA